Molecule: messenger RNA, 1593 nt
Organism: Jaculus jaculus (lesser Egyptian jerboa)
Lineage: Eukaryota; Metazoa; Chordata; Mammalia; Rodentia; Dipodidae
Product: dipeptidase 3
Exons: 11
Coding region: 85-1521 (478 amino acids)
Biological process (GO): proteolysis
Molecular function (GO): metallodipeptidase activity
Source: RefSeq, a predicted model, not a curated record
CCCCUCCGCGUGGGAAGAUUCCAGCGCGUCGUCGGUUGGUUGCAGGUUGGUUGCAGAGCUCUUGGGACCGUCGCCCCGCACGACAUGCAGCCCACGGGCCUUGAGGGUUCCCGCGCGCUGGGCCGGGGGCCCCUCUCGAGUUCGCUGCUCCUGCUGCUUCUGCUGCUGCUUCAGCCCUCGGCCUACCCCCAGACCACUGAGGACACCUCCGGUGCCCAGACUGUGCCAGACACCGCCAGCGCCCAGACCGCUCAGACCGCCCCAGACACGCCAGGCGCUGACGGUGCCUCCGGCCUGCGAGAGCGUGCGCGGGCCUUGAUGCGAGACUUCCCGCUCGUGGAUGGCCACAAUGACCUGCCUCUGCUCCUGAGAGAACUUUACCAGAACAUACUUCAGGAUGUAAACCUGCACAAUUUCAGCCGUGGCCAGACCAGCCUGGAUAGACUCAGGGAUGGCCUUGUGGGCGCCCAGUUCUGGUCCGCCUACGUCCCAUGCCAAAACCAGGACAGGGAUGCUGUGCGCCUUGCCCUAGAGCAGAUCGACCUCAUCCGCCGCAUGUGUGCCUCUUAUUCUGAGUUGGAGCUUGUGACCUCAGCUGAAGGUCUGAACAGCACUAAGAAGCUGGCUUGCCUCAUUGGCGUAGAGGGGGGCCACGCCCUGGACAGCAGCCUUUCUGUACUGCGCAGUUUCUACCUGUUGGGAGUGCGCUACCUGGUGCUCACUCACACCUGCAGCACGCCCUGGGCAGAGAGUUCCACCAAACUCACAGAUCACUUCUACACCAACGUCAGUGGGUUGACAAGCUUUGGUGAGAAAGUGGUGGAAGAAAUGAACCGCUUGGGCAUGAUGAUAGACUUGUCCUAUGCCUCAGACACCCUAGUGAGGCGGACCCUGGAGGUGUCGCGGGCUCCUGUGAUCUUUUCCCACUCAGCUGCUAGGGCUGUGUGCAACAAUUUGCUGAAUGUUCCUGAUGAUAUCCUGCAGCUUCUGAAAAAGAAUGGUGGCAUAGUGAUGGUGACGCUGUCCAUGGGGGUGCUACAGUGCAAUCUGUUUGCUAAUGUGUCCACUGUGGCAGAUCACUUUGACCACAUCAGGAACGUCAUUGGGUCUGAGUUCAUUGGGAUUGGUGGAAAUUAUGAUGGUUCUGGAAGAUUCCCUCAGGGGCUGGAGGACGUGUCCACAUACCCAGUGCUGAUAGAAGAGUUGCUGAGUCGAGGCUGGAGUGAUGAAGAGCUUCAAGGCGUCCUUCGAGGAAACCUGUUGCGGGUCUUCGGACAAGUGGAGAAGGUGAGAGAGGAAAGCCGUGGGCAGAGCCCUGUGGAGGUCAAGUUUCCCAACAGACAGCUGAGCAACUCCUGCCACUCCCACCUCCCGCCUCAGCUUCACAAUAACCAGGCUACUCACCUGACCAAGGUGCCAGGUAACCAGGUUCUCCGGAAAUCUUCAAAAGCUUCCCCACACCCCAUUCCAAGCAUCGUGGCUAUUGCUGCCUCCCCAGUCCUCAUCCCCUGGCUCUGGUGAUAUGACCAGAGGUCACUGUGGCAAACUCCCACAAAUUCUUCCCUUCCGGUUGCAAAAAUAAAUAUUUGAAAC